ACACACGUACAAAACACACACUCUGAGGUGAGAAAGAGGAAGGUAGUGAGAGAAAGGAAGAAGAAAUGGCGUCGAGCGCUGCUGUUCCGUUCUGGAGAUCUGCGGGUAUGACUUACAUAACAUACUCUAACCUCUGCGCCAAUUUGGUGAGGCAGUGUUUGAAGGAGCCCUACAAAACCGAAUCUUUGACCCGCGAGAAGGUCCACUUCUCCGCUUCUCAAUGGGUCGACGGCAAACCCGAGAAACCAACCACCCGCUCGGAUUCUCCUGAAUGAGGCUGGACAUUUUGGUGUUCAUUAAAUUCUAUUCCAUGCUUCAACAAGCUGGUGAUCUUUUCUUUAUUUUUGUUUUGCUUCUUCAAGAUGUUUGGGUUUGUAAUUCCCUGGAUCCAAUUUACUUGCUGAUAAUAAUGUGAAUUUUUUGACUUAGAUUAUCUGUUAUAUUGGAAAAUCAUUUGGUGAUCUAAAAUAAGUAUUUUGGAUGAAUAUUUCAUUGUUAUUUAUUGAGCUUUUGCUUAAA
Erythranthe guttata (spotted monkey flower) is the source of this 519-nucleotide messenger RNA. RefSeq names its product ATP synthase epsilon chain. The record is from RefSeq and is a predicted model, not a curated record. Gene Ontology annotation, cellular component: mitochondrial inner membrane. Gene Ontology annotation, molecular function: proton-transporting ATP synthase activity, rotational mechanism. Lineage: Eukaryota; Viridiplantae; Streptophyta; Magnoliopsida; Lamiales; Phrymaceae. Gene Ontology annotation, biological process: proton motive force-driven mitochondrial ATP synthesis.